This is a messenger RNA of Entamoeba dispar SAW760, 879 nucleotides long. RefSeq lists its product as uncharacterized. The record is from RefSeq and is a predicted model, not a curated record. NCBI's taxonomy places the organism in Eukaryota, Evosea, Mastigamoebida, Endamoebidae. The transcript has 2 exons. The coding region runs from base 1 to 879 and encodes 292 amino acids.
AUGAAACUUAUGAGAAAGAACAGAAAUCAUGGAUAUAUUCGUGGAUGUUAUAAUACUCAACAAUACUUUAAAAUAUAUAAAACUGCUCUUGAUCAUGGACAUGUAGUUAAUAUAUUAGCUGAUUCUCCAUUACGUGGAACAAUUACACCACCAUCACUCUCAUCAGUAUUUAUUCCACUUCCAGAUCCUAGUCUGGACUAUAUCCAUCGGCAACAAACAUUACCAAGAUAUUUCCUUGCAACUUCUGUUAAAGUUGACCAACCAAUAUUACGGUUUCAAACAACACUUAAAACAGAAACUAAAGAAGAGACUGGAACUGGUUUAAUAAAGUCUAAUCCAAGAAGAAUAGUACCAACAUUACACAAUGACAAAAAGAAAGGUGUUUCAUUACCUACAUCAUUAGAAUCGUCACCUGGAAAAACAACAAGUUCUGCAUCUAAAUUACAUAAAUUAAUGAAAAUGGAAGAAAAAAUAGAGAAAGAACGAGAAAAACAACUUGAAAAGGAAAGAAAGAAAGAGGAAAAACAACGAAAAAAAGAAGAAAAGAAAGCAAUUAAAGCAAAUAGUCGAGGAAGUAGUAAAGAACGAUCUUUUGAUAAGGCAGAAGAAAAAUCAAAAAAUUUAAUCACAUCAAAAAAAAUAACAAGAAAUUCUAGUAACAUAAAUUUAACAGGAAGUUUUAAAGAUAUUUAUUCAGUUGGAAGUGUUCAAGAAGGAACAAUUAAUGAAGUCACAUUAGCAUUACCAAAAAGAUCUGAUUCUAUGGGAUCUAUUAAAAAGAAAAAAUGGGGAUUUUCUUUUUUCCACAGGGAAAAGAAAGACAAAAAAGAUUCAACAAGUCAACAAGAUUCUCUCAAUUCACAUGACUCUGAAAUGUAA